Molecule: messenger RNA, 884 nt
Organism: Etheostoma spectabile (orangethroat darter)
Lineage: Eukaryota; Metazoa; Chordata; Actinopteri; Perciformes; Percidae
Product: zinc finger protein 239-like
Exons: 3
Coding region: 1-747 (248 amino acids)
Biological process (GO): regulation of transcription by RNA polymerase II
Molecular function (GO): RNA polymerase II cis-regulatory region sequence-specific DNA binding; DNA-binding transcription factor activity, RNA polymerase II-specific
Source: RefSeq, a predicted model, not a curated record
AUGCAGGAGACCUCUCUCUGUUACGAGCAACUGGGAGGGGCAAACGGAAGGGACCUCAUGGUGGUGCCACUGCUGGACCAGAGGAAGAAGGAGGGCAAGAGGAAAGGUGUCAGGGAGGAGGAGAAACGGAGAGGAAGAGGAGUCAAACGUCACCGCUGUCAGCUCUGUGACAAAUGUGGAGCAGCUUUUACAUUACAGAGUGCCCUGAAAAGGCAUCAACGCAUUCACACUGGAGAGAAACUGUACAGCUGUGAACAGUGUGGGGAAACCUUUGCUCGUGGUGAUGCCCUUAAAUCUCACCAGCGCAUUCACACUGGAGAGAAACCUCACAGCUGUGAACAAUGUGGGGAAACUUUUGCUCGUGGUGAUGCCCUUAUAUCUCACCAGCGUAUUCACACUGGAGAGAAGCCGUACUGGUGUAAACAAUGUGGGGAAACAUUUUCUCAUAGUGGUAACCUUAAAUCUCACCAGCGCAUUCACACUGGAGAGAAGCCGCACUGGUGUGAAGAAUGUGGGAAAAUGUUUUCUCGGCGUGAUCACCUUAAAAAGCACCAGCUUAUUCACACUGGAGAGAAGCCGCACUGGUGUGAACAAUGUGGGAAAACGUUUUCUCGGUGUGAUCACCUUAAGAAACACCAGCGGAUUCACAACGGAGAGAAGCCGUACUGGUGUGAACAAUGUGGGGAAACGUUUUCUCAGAGUAGUAACCUUAAAAGACACCAGCGCAUUCACUCUGCCUUGUUGUGAACAUGUUUCAGAGCCAAGCUGUUUCCUCCUCCUCAUGCCCUGAUAGCUGUGUUGUUAUAUUCUGAUCUUCUCUCCACAUUGAAGGCUGACCAGCAGUAACUUUCUCUUCUGAACAACAUGCAGAGGUGGGUAGAGUA